GGGAAUAAAUUCAAAAUGGCCGCGCCCAUGAGAACAAGCAUGGCUAGUGUGCGACAACUUUUUGCAGUUAUUUCUCAAGGAAACUCAAGGUCUGGGUUUCAUACGAGUUGUCAAAAAUUGUUGAGAAAGAUAAGAGGGGUUUCUGGUAGUGUAGAAACACAGGCAAAGACUAACGAUGAAAUAUCUAACGGAGAAUUUCCUUCUGAGCUGCUUCGAGCUGAAGUUAACGGCUCGUCAUCGAGCUUACCGCCGGACCUGCAGGGGCAGGAGUCUUCGCAGAGCCGAAGGUUCCGAGUUCCACCCGUAUCCAUCGACGCGACGAAAGGGGAUCGCAGGGAGUCAUGGGCUGAAAUGUCAGAUGAUAAGGACGAUAUUAAGGGACAAGAUGUACCGAGAUACACAAAGGCAGGACCAGAUGACAAGCGCCUGGGACGUGCUACAAUGCUGGCCAAGUCCAGGAAAUACAGAGAACAGAGUGGCAAGAUCAUCCUGGAAGGUCGAAGGCUCAUUACAGAUGCCCUGGAAUCUGGAGCUAGAGCUGAUACCAUCUUCUUCAGUCAAGUGUCAAACAUAGAGGGACUUCCCCUCGCUGGGUCAAGGGUCAAUCUGGUGAAGGUCGCAUACAAGGACAUCUCGUUGUGGUCGGACGUCAGUACACCACAGGGAAUCGUGGGUGUGUUCCAGAGACCCAAGUACGAGAAUCUAAACCUAGACCAGACAUCUACAGAGCAUCUUCCAGUGAGUCUGAUCUGUGAUAACAUCCGGGACCCUGGGAAUCUAGGUACCAUCCUCAGAUCAGCUGCAGCUGCUGCAUGCCAGAAGAUACUUGUUACCAAAGGUUGUGUAGAUGUGUGGGAGCCCAAGGUGCUGCGGUCAGGAGCAGGGGCUCAUUUCAGAGUGCCCAUCAUCUCCAACAUCCCCUGGACCAGUUUACCAAACUACCUAUCACCCAACAGGAGUGUUCACAUCGCAGACUGUAACUAUGUUCAUAAUGACGAUUUGCAAACACAGAGUAGCUGUGGAGUCUCAGAUAACCAGUCAGAACAUGCUCACAUCUCUCAAUAUGAUAACGAUGAUGACAUUUCAGCUGAUCAUUCAAAGAUGAUGGAUGAGAUGAACGCAACCACUGAUUUAAGAACGGUUCCAUAUUUCAGUGUAAACUGGACCCAAGGAGACUGUGCUCUGGUCAUAGGGGGAGAGACAGAGGGACUGAGCAGGGAAGCAAGAGAGCUUUGCACAGUGACUGAUGGAAGGAGAAUCUUUAUACCAAUGUCAAUGGGGGUUGACAGCCUGAAUGCUGCUAUGGCAACAAGUGUCAUCUUGUUUGAGGCAAAGAGACAACUUUUGAUGGCAGAUGAAAGCCAUUAAACUGUCCUUUGUGUAAGCUUACAUGGUCGUGAUCUAGCAAUUAAUUAAGGGAAGAAUAACCAUAGACAAUUUUCCACUCUGUCAUGCUUUGGUAUUACUUUUUCUUGACUCUCUUGAGUCUUGUGCACUUUUAAAUAAAGUGUACAAAAUAUGAAGUGACAAUACCUGUUGUGAACUUGUUUCAGGCUGAAAUUGGAAAUUUUGUUAACAGAGUGAAAAGAACUCUCUACUUUCUUAUUUUCAUUCUAAAUCAGUUUACCAACUCAAUGUUAUUUUUCAUCUGUUUUAUCUCAAUAUUAAUCAAGAAAGGAGCCUCAGACAGGAAAACUCAUAGGACAAAGAAUUGAAAGAAAAACAAAUUGAAAAGAAAUGAAAUAUAGAAUUCAAAUUAAGAUGACAAAUUUGUUUAAAGGUUACAUUAAGUGUACAAAAUCAUGUAAUAUAACAAACUUUCUUUGUUCAGCAUUUAAUAUUUACAAAUAUAAUUUGAAUGAAUGAUAUAAUAAAUUAUGGUAUUACCAUAAUUCCAUCAAAAUU
Messenger RNA from Strongylocentrotus purpuratus (purple sea urchin), 1905 nucleotides. It is a transcript of the gene mrm3, whose product is annotated as rRNA methyltransferase 3, mitochondrial. The coding region runs from base 16 to 1368 and encodes 450 amino acids. Lineage: Eukaryota; Metazoa; Echinodermata; Echinoidea; Camarodonta; Strongylocentrotidae. The transcript is spliced from 4 exons. Gene Ontology annotation, biological process: RNA processing. Gene Ontology annotation, molecular function: RNA methyltransferase activity; RNA binding. The record is from RefSeq and is a predicted model, not a curated record.